AUGAGCGAUUUCCAAGUGCAAGUAGAUCCAAAAAACAAAAUACUCAACGAGGAUGGAGAGCCAGUCGUCGAAAUACGAGAAGAUGUCGCAGAGCCCAAGAAGAAGAUAAAGACAGGGGUGACAGAGCCACUGGAUUACGAUAGAGACGAUGAGAAAGUCAGCAGGCAGCGUAUAGAGCGGCUGAAGGGAGUUUUGGGUGAUGAUUUUCAGGUGAAUUCAGAACCGGAGAAGACGAGUAGAAAGAGCGUACGCUUCAAUGAGUCUGUAGAAUUAAAUGAGGGGGAUUCUGAAGCACGCGAGAAGCCAUCCAACAAGACAAGCGCAUAUAAAGGCGCUGUUGGUGAUAAUGUGAUUGAGAGAGAAGCCCAGCCACAGCCACAGCCACAGCCAUCUAGGCGGAGUAAAGAGCCAGACGAAGAAACCUCAACGAGUGACGAAGACUUGGAUUUCUACGAGGAUGACGAUGACGCGCUUGAUAUCGAAGCAGAUCUCAUCCAUCAGCAGCUAGCGGUGGCUUAUCACAGUAAGCGAAAUAGUAUGAUGGAUUAUAGUAGCGAUGCUUGGAACCAGGAAGUUGUCCCCGAUAACGCCAAUUUGGUUGGAAAUGCACCGCCAAAAUCAAGAUUUGAGCCAUAUUCAAGGCGAUCUUACAGCGAUAAGAUGAUAAAUGAGCAAGGCGAUGAGGAGCAGGUGUCGAUAAUGAUACCAAGGCUCAUUCCAGGCAUGAAGAUGGGCAAGUAUCAGCAUGAUCAAGGUGUGAUUACAGCAGACGAGCCAGAUGACUGGGAUGAGCAUACAGAGGAGGCUAAGCAGAUGCUUGAGCAGUUGAGAAUGGGCAAUAGAGAAGAAUUGCCGCAGAUCGUCAAGCCUGAGUCGAGGGAGCUCUACACGAAUCGUACGCACCAGGCAGCUCCAAAGCAUUUACCAACGAUAUCAAUAACCCCACAUGGCCAUCCUCACCGCGUUUUAUACAACUUUGUUCACACUCAGCUUAACGCCGAGAACUAUCUCUUGACCCCUUCAAAAAAUGGCGAUCUUUGCGUGGCUAAAUUGAGCCUCGGAAGCGACAACAGAAGCGUCAGCUGCGAGGCCAGUAGAAACCUCAAAUGGUUCAUUUCAAACGCAGGUGUUAUGAACCCUGUAUACAAAGUCAGCCUUCCAAACCCCAGUUUAGACGGCGAUGACUUACCCUUGUUCCAAAUAAGCAAGCCUAAUCCCAAUGCAAACUUUUGGUCUCUUUUCUAUUUUGUCUUUGGUGGCUAUCAAAUACCUCCGAAAAGAAUCGAGUUUGGCAAAAUUACGAAAUCCACCAACAAAGAUAAGCAAAAUGAGUUCAAGAUUGCAAUCACAGGUAAGACAUCCGAGGAGAAAGCUGUGUGGCAGACACUCGGUGAAGGAAACGAGGAUGCCGUUGAAUGGGUUAUUCUCUGCACCAUUCUCAAUCUAUUAGACGAUGAGAUCAAGAAGUCUCCUUCCGAGAUUCCAAUUAUGCAACCGCAAUCCAAGACAAGUUCGCUUAACAGGAAGCCAUCGCAGGCACCUUCGGCUGCGUCUACAACAUCUGCAACGUCUGCUGCUUCGGCCACUUCUUACAUGGGAGCACCAGGUCAUUAUCAGCAACCAGGAGCACCUUCAGUUAUGACGCCUCCAAGACCAGUCGUAUCUCCACGACCAAUGGUAUCUGCAAGGCCAGUAGCUCCCAGGCCAGUAGCUCCAGUUGUAGCAGCCGCGCCUCCACAAAACUCACGCAUGGUAUCACAAAGGACGCCACAGCUUGCACCAAUUGGAUUUGCACCAGGAGGAAUGCCUAUGCCGAUUCCAAUGCAAAUGCCGGUAUCAAAUCAUUCAAAACAUUCACAGCAUUCACAGCAUUCACACCAUCCACACCAUCAGAACCCCCCGCAUCCACACCCCCAGCAACCCCAUAGGAUGCCACAACAAGCAAUGCCACCGAGAAUGCCUUCUAGGGAACUCUACAAAUCGAGAUAA
Messenger RNA from Wallemia ichthyophaga EXF-994, 1989 nucleotides. RefSeq lists its product as uncharacterized. The record is from RefSeq and is a predicted model, not a curated record. Lineage: Eukaryota; Fungi; Basidiomycota; Wallemiomycetes; Wallemiales; Wallemiaceae. The transcript has 7 exons. The coding region runs from base 1 to 1989 and encodes 662 amino acids.